Poecilia reticulata (guppy) is the source of this 1459-nucleotide messenger RNA. NCBI's taxonomy places the organism in Eukaryota, Metazoa, Chordata, Actinopteri, Cyprinodontiformes, Poeciliidae. The record is from RefSeq and is a predicted model, not a curated record.
UUUGGUCCAACUUCUCAGUGCGAGGCCUCCUCCAUCAGCCGGCUCCUGGUGCUGCCUCCUCCCUCUGCUUCAACCUUAACCCUGCAAAGUUUUUGAGAUCUACGUCGCUGUCCUGUACCCGGAUGGUGACCUCUCAGUCCUGCACCACCGAUCCGGAUCUCAGCACCAUCUCUUACUAUUUUAACAUGAGUCUCAUCACGGUUCCAACAACUGACAUGACAAUCAGAUCAGAUCGUUUGGUCCCUGUUAUACCGCUGUCAGACUGGCCUGCACCUGUCAAACAAAACGGCUUUUGUUUAAAUGUUGUGAAAACGGUACAGUUUUUGGUUUGCUACACACCCAAAGGAGAGUUGACGAACACAUCCAUCAACUUCACCCUGACUGACGUUCCCCUUGAACAGCUGGUCCUCCAGACACACUCUGUAGAAUUUCAGCUGUUACAGUGGUACACACCCAGGCCCACUCCUGUGAAACCAAACCCACCUCCAGUUGGACUGAGAAAGGGAUCUGCUGUCAUGGCGCUUAUUGACGGAGAAAUGCAGCCGUUGAAGUCACUUGGCGUUUCAGAAGGUGGCAGGUGUUCCUCUGAUCCCAGCAGACUAUCGCCCAUCCUCUUCACACACAACACCAUCAGUGGCUGCACAUUCAGUUCUGAAACUCAGAAUUGCACUGAGCUACGGUCACAGAUUUAUGAGAUCUUCCGAGGAUCCACUGCUCCCGAUAAGAUCGCCAUGAACUCGGGCCUCCAGCCGAACUGGACGAGAGUCCUGAUACAGGACUGUCUGAUCGAUCCGCAGGAGUCAUGUGAAUCGGGCUGCAGCCUUCCUCUCUCUUUCUCCAUCCAAAUUAUUUGGGCUCGUCAGGGAUUCAUCGAGGUUCCUCAGAACUACAUCCUGGGAGCCAAAUUUCUCUUCCGCUGUCAAAACGUCCAGUGUCCGUUAUCAUCUCCUCUCACCCUGACGGCCAAAGCCACGUUCGUAGAAACCACCGUUUACCCAGAAGCCCCCAGAGGGGUUCCUCAGCCCCACUGGAGGUUUCCGUUCGACUUCUUCACGAGAGGCGCCGCGGAGCUGGACGGCCAUCUUGAUACGAGCGGCAGCGGCGCCGAGAAGGUCACAUGGAGUUUAAUGGCGUUCCCACUGUUGCUGCUCUCAGAGUUAGGACUCAUAAACUUUGACAUAACAUAGAAAUUUUUUUAAUUGUGCAGCUAUUUUUCAAAAAUAAAACACUGUUUUACAUAAUGAAUGUACAGAAGAGGAUUAGGACCAAUGGAAAAAUAUUCAGGCUUUAAUCCCUGAGAUUAAAGUCUGACUUUAAUCUCAGAAUUCAAGUUUUUUUUUUCUCAGAAUCAGAAAUGUUUAAAUUGUUUAUGCACAAUAAGGCAAAUCUAGUCUCAAAACUCAAAUCUACCAAUUAUAUUUGGGACAUUUUGGGCUUAAAAUUCAGAUUUACAAAUUCU